AUGAUGUGUUUGAUUGUGAGAGGAAUACCACAACUGGCWCAAAUGGAAGGGUCUUCCUUUUUCAUCAGAUAUUGGUGUGUUAGCCAUAUAUUGGGUGCAUUGGCUAAACGAGGUAGUAGUAUUGAAGAUUUAUUGUCUCUGGGUAAAAAUAUCAAUGAAAAGCUAGCAUCGCUUGGAAUAAGUGCAACUUCAUGUAAUGUUCCUGGUGAAGAACCGUCAUUUUUACUUCAACAAGGAGAAUUUGAAUUUGGAGUCGGAUUACACGGAGAAGCAGGGACUUCAAGAAUUAAAGCAUGUGAUGUGAAAGAUUUGAUUCGUUUAGCAGUAGAUAAGAUAUGUAGCACCCUAGGUUUGAAAAAAUUCAGUGUAAUUUGCUUGAUUGUGAAUAAUCUUGGAUUAGUAUCACAUAUAGAGUUGGGUGCAUUAGCUAAAUACACUAAAGAAUAUUUUGAUGAACUUAAAAUCGACGUUAGUCGUAUGUUUGUGGGAACAUUUAUUGUGUCUCUAAAUAUGUAUGGAUUUCAACUAUGUGUUAUUGAUGUUAGUGACAAUCAAGAAUGGAUUAAUUAUAUAGAUGAAGAUACAUCAGCUUUUGCUUGGCCAGGAAAUCAUAUGAGUAUCAAAACAAUUGAAAAACAGAAAUCGCAAAUUAUAAAAAUUCCAAAAAUUGACGAUAUAAAUCCUAAAGUAAGUAUAACUUAA
Molecule: messenger RNA, 702 nt
Organism: Diuraphis noxia (Russian wheat aphid)
Lineage: Eukaryota; Metazoa; Arthropoda; Insecta; Hemiptera; Aphididae
Biological process (GO): glycerol catabolic process
Cellular component (GO): cytosol
Molecular function (GO): glycerone kinase activity
Source: RefSeq, a predicted model, not a curated record